Lingula anatina is the source of this 1059-nucleotide messenger RNA. RefSeq names its product somatostatin receptor type 5-like. Gene Ontology annotation, biological process: G protein-coupled receptor signaling pathway. NCBI's taxonomy places the organism in Eukaryota, Metazoa, Brachiopoda, Lingulata, Lingulida, Lingulidae. The record is from RefSeq and is a predicted model, not a curated record. Gene Ontology annotation, cellular component: membrane. Gene Ontology annotation, molecular function: G protein-coupled receptor activity.
AUGGACGAUAUCGAGGCCAACUACUCUCUUCAGUUUAUCCCCAGCUGUGACAACGGAACCGAAUUCCGCCUGACCGAGGCCUCUAUUAUCGGUCUCCCGGUCUUGCUCGGGUUGAUCUUCGUAAUCGGCCUCUUCGGAGAUGCACUGGUGCUGUACAUCGUACAGAAAAACAAACACAUUAAUAUUCUGUUUUUUCACAUCGCAUUGGCGCACUUGCUUCUACUGUUGGUAUGUAUUCCCGUGCUCUGCGUGCGCUACAUCACGUCCUACGAAGUCGCCAUCACGGACCCACUCUGCAAACUGGUGCAUUUUUUAACGUACGUUGCCGUUGGGGUAAGCGUGAACUGCUUAGUUGGAAUAUGCCUGUUGAAGUACAUUGCGAUCACACAUCCCGUUGACUGUAUGAUAACGAGUCGUCAUGCAGUUAUUCUGGCCUUUUUCAUAUGGGCCACCAUAGGCUCGGCAAAUGCACCGCUAUUGUGGUACUACAAAGAAGCGGAUGGCGACGUCUGCCGCCUAAACCCAGAACACGACUACCAGUACCUGAUUUUCAUAGGCUUGACUUUUGGGUUAGAUUUUGCCUUGCCGGUGUUGACAAUUUGUUGCAUCACUUUGGGGAUAGCUAUUCAGGUUCACCGCCAGGAGGUGCACGAAGGCAGUACAGCACUGAGGAGAACUAACAAACGCUUCAUUCGGCUUGUCUUGAGCAUCCUCCUCGUGUUCGUUCUUACUUGGGGACCCUUCCAUCUCGCCUACCUACUUGCGAUGUUUCGAGUUUAUGACAAUGCGUGUCCUAAAAACGCCGCCGUGUUUAAUUUCGCCGUGGUUUUGGGCCUCUCAAACACGUGCCUGAAUCCAAUCGUGUACCACUUGGCGUCACUGGAGUUCCGCCAGGCGUUUUGGAACACGCUAAGGGCAAUGCGAACAAUGGGUCAAGCACCGACUGACCACGAGGCUGGGCUUGAGCUGAGGCCCCUUUCAGGCAUAUUCAGGCAGAAUAAUGCUAAUGUGACGUCAUACUCGUGUAGGUCACCAACAUCAACCACGUGCCCAGUGUGA